AUGACCAGGGCACCAGCGCGCGCAGCGCCCCCACCGCCUCCAGCCGAGAACGGCGACGGCGCUUCGGCGAACGAGCGCCUCCUCGCUGCAGCCAAGACGGAUAACGAGGACCUGCUGCAGAGCGCGUUUGAUCACAACGUCAACGUCAAUCACCAGGACGGGCUGGGCAACACUGCACUCCACUACGCUGUCCUCCACGGCUCCACCGAUGUGCUCGAGCACAUCCUCGACCACGACCACUGCGACCCAGACAUCCGUAACCGCCUCGACGGCGACACGCCUCUGCACAUUGCGGUGCGGCAGCGCUGGGACGACCAGCCUGGCAUGCGGUUGUAUCUCGUGGGCUCGCUCCUCGAGGCCGGCGCGGGCAUGCUCAUCAAGAAUCGCCACAACGAGCGCGCCGUCGAUCUCCUCCCGCCAUACCGCGAGGGCGCGGACCCGAGCUCGGACGACGAAAAGGUCCGCGCGAUGAUCCGACGCGCGCAGGCGGAGACGCAGGUCGCUGAGGCUGGUGAUGUUGUCGAGGACGACGACGACAUUUUUGACCCCAACGACGUCGCGUCCGACUCAGACUAG
Molecule: messenger RNA, 576 nt
Organism: Cutaneotrichosporon cavernicola
Lineage: Eukaryota; Fungi; Basidiomycota; Tremellomycetes; Trichosporonales; Trichosporonaceae
Exons: 8
Coding region: 1-576 (191 amino acids)
Molecular function (GO): protein binding
Source: RefSeq, a predicted model, not a curated record